AAACUCAUUUAUGCAUCAAUUCCUCCAAGAAAAUUCUUACCCUAAAGAGCUAAGAGAGUCCAUCAUUUCACUACCCAGAGAGGAAGGUUGGAUCGCUCCAUAUAUGUAUAACUACAAAGGGAUUUGGAUCCCUCCUCAUCACUUGUAUGGUGCUCUUAGAUGCCAACAACACUUCCAGGCUCAAGAUUCUGAUAUUAUACUCUGUACCCUCCCUAAAUGCGGCACCACUUGGUUGAAAGCUCUCGUAUUUGCCUUGACCACUCGAAAACAGUACUCCCACGAAACCCAAAGCCCUUUACUCACAACAAACCCUCAUGGCCUCAUCCCCCUCAUGGAAAAUAUAUAUUCAAGAGAAAACAGCCCAAAUUUCCCUUUGAAUAAUGGGGUAAGGCUGUUGUCUACUCAUUUACCACACGCCUUGUUACAAAAAUCGGUGGUGGAGUCGAAAUGCAAGCUGAUUUAUCUGUGCAGAAAUCAGAAAGACACGCUGGUAUCGCUUUGGCACUACGCAAAUAAGUCGAGGGGUGAGGUUCUAGGCCUGGGAGCUAUACCGUUUCCAGAGGCAUUCAACAAAUAUCGCAGGGGAGCAAGUGUGUAUGGGCCUUUUUGGGAUCAUAUGUUGGGAUACUGGAAGGAGAGCUUGGAGAAUCCUAGUAAGGUUUUGUUCUUGAAGUACGAGGAGAUUAAGGAAGAGCCGGAAGUUCAGUUGAGGCGAAUUGCAGCGUUCUUGGGGUGUCCAUUUUCUGAGGAGGAAGAUGAGGGUGGUGUAGCAGGUGGAAUUGUGAGGCUUUGUAGCUUUGAAAGCUUGAGCAACUUGGAGGUUAACAAGACUGGUAAGGGCCCUGUUAUUCCAAUUGGGAAUAAUACGUAUUUCAGGAAAGGUGAGGUUGGAGAUUGGAGGAACCAUCUAACAGAUGAAAUGGCCACCAGACUUGAUCAAAUUGUUGAAGAAAAGUUCAAAGGGACAGGGCUCAAGUUGUGAUGAGAUCACAUCACAAUUAAGCCUGUCUGAUCUUCUAAGAUCAUUGGGCCUUAUUACUAUUUUAGCAGUUCUGAAAUAAUUGGUAAUAUAUAAUAAUAUAAGGGUAAGCUCAUAAGAUCCACUAUUGUAUGUGUGUAAUGUGUUUAUAUCAUAUUAUGUAGUUCAAAAAAAUCGACUCUAAUAUGUAUGUGUGUGUUUGAGAAUGGUUGGUAAAAUCAAACCCAUAUUACUGAUAAAA
Molecule: messenger RNA, 1220 nt
Organism: Ipomoea triloba (trilobed morning glory)
Lineage: Eukaryota; Viridiplantae; Streptophyta; Magnoliopsida; Solanales; Convolvulaceae
Product: cytosolic sulfotransferase 12-like
Exons: 2
Coding region: 11-982 (323 amino acids)
Biological process (GO): sulfation
Cellular component (GO): cytoplasm
Molecular function (GO): sulfotransferase activity
Source: RefSeq, a predicted model, not a curated record